UCGCGGCGCCGUCGUCAUGGAAACGCGCUCGCGCGCGGAACUACAGUUCCCAGCAAGCCCUGCGUUUCCGGUUGGCAAGAUGGUGGCGCGUAGGAGAAAGCGUGUGGCUGGGGACCUUGAGGCGGGCGUUCCGAGCCCACCCGGCUACUACGCCAUUCCGAUCAAGUUCUCAGCAAAGCAGCGAGCUUCUCAUUACCUUUAUGUGAGAGAACACAGAGUUCGAGAAGGCACCCAGUCUGCAUGGCCUCAGAAGCGCACCCUUUUUGUCCUCAAUGUGCCGCCAUACUGCAACGAGGAAUGCCUGACUCGUCUGCUGUCCCCCUGUGGCACUGUCCAGUCUGUGGAGUUGCAGGAGAAGCCGGACCUUGCUGAGAGCGCAAAGGAACCCAAGUCGAAGUUUUUUCACCCUACGCCCAUUCCGGGAUUCCAGGUAGCCUACGUGGUGUUCCAGAAGCCAAGUGGAGUGUCGGCUGCCUUGACCCUGAAGGGCCCUUUGCUGGUCUCUACGGAGAGUCACCCUGUGAAGAGUGGCAUUCAUAAGUGGAUCAGUGACUAUGCAGAUUCAGUGACUGACCCUGAGGCCUUGAGAGUUGAGGUGGACACAUUCAUGGAGGCCUACGAUCAGAAGAUUGCUGCGGAGGAGGAGAAGGCCAAGGAGGAGGAGGGAGUCCCUGAUGAGGAGGGCUGGGUGAAGGUGACCCGCCGGGGUCGGCGGCCUGUGCUUCCACGAACUGAGGCAGCCAGCCUGCGGGUGCUGGAGAAGGAGAAACGGAAGCGUGCGCGCAAGGAGCUGCUCAACUUCUAUGCCUGGCAGCAUCGGGAGACCAAGAUGGAGCACCUUGCACAGCUGCGCAAGAAGUUCGAAGAGGACAAGCAGAGGAUUGAGCUGAUGCGGGCCCAGCGCAAAUUCCGACCCUACUGAGCCUGCCAGGCUGUGACUCGGAGUGCAGGGCCUGGCCAGUGAGGACACGGGGCCUGCUGGCCUGAGGUUGUGCUCUGUAAAGCAAGACAGUAGGCCAAAGGGCCACUGUGUCCUGCGGCCUGGCCCCAUCAGGUCUGCAUGGGCUGGAAGCAAAGGACAGGCUCACCCCGGGUCCCUGUGCUGAAGCAUGUUGGAGCACAGCAGGAAGAUGUGGCCCUCAGAAGUGGUUCCUGCCUGUCAGGAAAACAAGUAACUGCUUGUGUCUCCCCUUCUCAACGGAACCCCCUGCUGGCCAUGGAACAGCCUCGAAGGCAGGGAGAAAGGCGAGAACAUUUUAUUUUGUAUCCAGGCUGGCAGUGGAGAAGGCUUCAGAAGCCACCAAAUGACAGGCAAGCUUCCUUCUGCCUGUAGCAGCUCACUACAGGUCAUUAACUACAAAACGGACACCCUAAGUCUAAAUGCUGUCCCCCUGAAGUCUCAGAUGUUAAUGUCAGAAUCUUGCCCCUUCCCCCACCUCCUUCACAGGAUUCUCUCCUGUUCAUCUUGGUUUUCAGUAAGGCCUGUUGCCACCAUGCCAGCCACGUGGAGGCUGACUGGCGUGAGCGUGAGAUGUCCGUAGCCCAGGCCCAGGCUACAGCUGGGCCGGGAUCCUGCGUUUGCUCUGUAAAAAGGGGCUGACGACAUUGGCCACGAGGUGGGGAGCAUUCAUGUGGACAUAAUGGUUGCCGGGGAUUUGUACAAACUGGAACCGCUGGAGGAAGGGAGGGUCGUGAGGUGUGGCCAAAGGAAGCGGCAGUGCCCACCUGUGGCCAUUGAGCCCAGGAACUCAAUUGUGCCCUCCCUUGGCCUGCUGCUUCCCAGUGGGCCAGGCACUCCCUGGGAUUCCAGUGUUCCCAGCAUGCUGGGGCUCCUCAGACCCUAGGGACUCAGGCCACCUGGGUUGAGGACCAUCUGAGUUGUGAAGCUGUAGCACUGAGUGGGGGAGGCCUCUGUCAGGGUUGCCGGUGAUCCUGACAGACAGGUCCCCUGGAGGAGUGAGGUCAUAGCACCGGCAAGUCCCUGAGGGAAAGCCGACCAGGGAGGCCUGGCCACAGCUCUCACCUGCCACCCAUGGGAGGGCUGCCCUUUUGUGAGGGGGUACAGGUGCCCCAGACUCAGGUAUUUGUGUGGAUAAUGAUCACAAAGUGCUGGUGCUCCCAGGGGUCCCCACCCCCAGCUAGCACACCCACUACCAGGUCUAGUGGGAGGCGAGUGGGGCUGUGGCAGAUGGGCCGAGUUGUGCCUGACCCAGGGGACACAUGUGAGAACAAUAAAACUAGAAGAUUGUGCUAAUGAAAGGCCUCUUGCCUGAACUUGGACUGACCACAGUGGGGAUUGAGACCACUAGAUCCUCAGGACACGUGGGCCUAGGCAGGUGAGCAUGGCCUGGACACCAGCUCGCCGAGCCUGCACGUUGCCUUUUUUUUUUUUUUUUUAAGGUAGUAGCAUUUGAACCAGGGAUGCACUGCUUCCCAUAGUGCUCUCUGCCCUCCUGUCUCCAGGCUUCAGAGCUAUAUCCUCAGUCCUUUUUUGAGACAGUCUCGCUAAGUUGCUCAGGCUAGCUUUGAACUUGUGAUUUGCUUCAGCCUCACAAGCUGCGGGGAUUGGUGGUAUGCACCACAGUGCCCAGCUGUUACCUCUUUUAGGAUGGAUCUCAUCGUGUCCAGCAUAAACAUCAAGGUCUCCGUGUUGGCAUCAUUCUCCCGUCUCACAUCACUAUAUCCUUGUGCUGCCCUGGAAGCAAGAAGAAAUGGGUUCCCCCUUGGACCCUGCCUCCCAGCAAUGCCUUAGAAAACACCAGACAGGGUCUUGCCAAGUUGCUGCAGCUGGCCUGAAAGUUGUGAUCCUCCUGCCUUAGCCUCCUGGUCACUAGGAUUACAGGAGUAUGCCACUGUGUCCACCUGAGGUCAGGCUUUGCUUUAUUUUUUAAGAUUUGUUGAGCUACAACAUACCCACCAUACAGUCAUCCUAUUGAAAAUGUAUCACUUAAUGGCUUUAGUACAGAUUCUCCUCAGUGCAUGGUGGGGUUAUGUCCCUAUGGCUCCAUGGCAGGUGGAAAAUGCCUCAGAUUACGCCAAGCCUGCCAAACACCCAAGCACUGUAGGUGCUGCCAGUUUCCCUGUGAUCUCGGGCCUACUGGGUGCUGCCACUGCCCAGUGUCGGGAGAAUGAGGUCGCGUGUCAGGAAAAGUACAGAGUCCAAGUGCUGUUUCUACUUGUGCACCAACGGAAAGUCAAAGCCUCCAAAGAACCUCUGCACUUCAGGUUUCCCCAGGAAGACCGCACACCUUCCCACAGGUGUCUGGGGAAGCUGACUUAUGAUGGGGGUGGCUGGUGCCAACCACUGAAGGGUGGUGGGUCCGACUUACUUGACAAGCAGGACGCGGGCCUGCAGCUGCUGGAUGGAGUGUGUGAACAGCUCCCUGCUGACGAAGUCAAAGCUGUACUGCGGCUGUGGGGACAAAGCCAGGGUGAAUCCUUGUGGCAAGGAGCCCUGCAGUCCUGGUCCUGGUGAGGUCACCUCAGCACCUGCUCCAGACCAAGCCCAGCCCCACCAUGGCACCUCUGCCAGGCCUCCCGCUUUCCCACAUCUGUUCUUGUCUCCUCCCUGGCUCAUGGCUGCCGGCCAGACUGUUGCCUGAGCCCUUUUCAGCUGUGUGGCCAUUUGACAGGGUACUUCUGGACCUAGACCUUAGAACUGAGGUGUGGUCCUCACAGCCCCCUUCUUACUACACAGGCUGCCCUGUACCUUGUCUCCUGGACACCAGACAGAGCCCCGGACCUUCAUGAGACCUCUCCACGAGAAAGGAACUUGCUUGGAUCACAGUGCAGAGUGGCUUCCACCACAGCCCUGACCAUCCUGUCAUGACCACUGAGUGUGUCUAGGCUGCGCUGUCCAGUGCUGUGACUCAAUAGUCCUAGGGCUAUUGAGGUGCCCUGUCAUUGUGAAAUGCUGCUGGGUUUGGGACUCAACUGGAAAAAUAACAGUCAACUUUGAUGUCAAUCAUGUCUUGAAAUGACAGCAUCUUGGAUGAGUUAAAUAAAAAUAUUACAGUUGGUCUGGA
Messenger RNA from Ictidomys tridecemlineatus (thirteen-lined ground squirrel), 4025 nucleotides. It is a transcript of the gene Rrp7a, whose product is annotated as ribosomal RNA processing 7 homolog A. Gene Ontology annotation, molecular function: nucleic acid binding. Gene Ontology annotation, biological process: rRNA processing; ribosomal small subunit assembly. Gene Ontology annotation, cellular component: CURI complex; UTP-C complex. Lineage: Eukaryota; Metazoa; Chordata; Mammalia; Rodentia; Sciuridae. The record is from RefSeq and is a predicted model, not a curated record.